AUGGGUUCCAUGUCAUCUGCAUUAACCCAUUCCAUUUCUCAGUCCCUCAUAGCUCACCCUAGCACCGCUAACCAGGGCCCAGCUCUCCCGCCAGUAUCUAUAGCUACUGCCUCCAGAACACUUCAGACUGAUGGGCCUACCCCAUCCCAGGAUUACGCGCUUCGUCUGCGUAAAAGAGCUUGCACCCGCCAGGCGGAAAAAACACGGGCAUGGAAGACAGCCAGGUCUUUACCUGAGCCAGUGUCAGACUCUGAUAGAGAGUCAGAGGAGGAGGCGCAUGAUGAUUUGAUUUAUGAUUUAGAGGAGGAAUUGGCAGAUGUGGCUGUGGACCCUGCGGGGUCAGGUGUUACAACACUUAAUUUAUGCCCUCCUGAGACCGCAUUAGAGCACCAGGGGACAUCGGUGGAUCUCUUAAAAGAUCCUUCCGGAGAACCGUUAUUUAAUCCAGAUGAACUGCACCAUCCCCGCUCUGCGGAAUGGAUGCCCGCCACUCAUUGGGCGCAAUAUCUAGAAGCACGUAUACGCAAUCCUCUAAGCAAGGAGUCGCGUAAUAAACUGCGGGCGGAGUGCCCUCGACCCUUAAUUCCACACAAGGUGUGUGAAACCCCCUCGGUGGACCCUAAAAUGGUCCAAUUUUUAGCAAAAAUGGGCUUUAACCCCCGCAAAGGGCUGGACUCUGCUCUAAAGGCAGUCCAGGAUAAAUUACUUGACAUUACAGGUCCCUUAGCCAAAAUAUUUGACAUGGCUGAGUCCGCUAAGGCGGCAGGUAGCCAAGUGGACCCGGAGGAGCUUAGGGGUUGGGCCCAAAGGGCCAUUUGUGUGGCUGGAAAUGUAAAUGCCUCACUCGCCAUAGAAUGACGCAAAGCAAUUUUGAUGAAAAUCGAACCAAAGUUAUCUAACUUGGCUUUGACCGAAGCGGGCAAGGAUGCCCAAGGAUUACUCUUUGGCGACUCUUUUAUCAAACAGUUGAGCAAAUAUGUGGGAGCCUUUACUGCACUUGAUAAAGCACAGACAUCAAUGCGGAAGGUCUUCCAGGGUCGUUUCUCCAGCAGUGCCAGCAGUUUUAGGGGCCGACUGUUCGGCCGUUCCAACGUUCAUGCCGGGGCACCGGCAGAGGCUCCUUUGCUUACAGAGCAUCCCUCCAGGAUCAGAGGCACCAGCCUUCCUUCUUCCUGUCGCGGGGCGCCCCAUACCGAUCACGUGGUUUCAGAGGAAAUCCGAACUCUAGACGCCCAUUCGCUGAGUCCUGUUCUUCCUCCUUUACCUUUUUUGGACCAAUGUGUCGGAGGCAGACUCCGGAGGCGAGUAUUGCCCUCCCUGGACCCACCCUAGAGUUAAGGCCUAGGUUGAGAGGCUGACGCUUCAAUCACUUACGUUCGACAGUUCAUGAAUGGUCGGGUAUCCGGUUGUUGCUCCGCGAUCCAAGCCGACAGGUUCAAGAUGUGUUUUCGUUACUUUGUUCCCUUCGGAGGAUGUUCGAGCUCAGAAGUUCCGGUUUGAUCAGCGCUGGUUGAGGCGCAAAGAAAGAGGAGGAUCCCAGGCAGAUGAGGACUGAUAUACUGGGAUAAG
Messenger RNA from Bufo gargarizans (Asiatic toad), 1569 nucleotides. RefSeq lists its product as uncharacterized. The transcript is spliced from 2 exons. Bases 1 to 858 code for a protein of 285 amino acids. The record is from RefSeq and is a predicted model, not a curated record. Lineage: Eukaryota; Metazoa; Chordata; Amphibia; Anura; Bufonidae.